Molecule: messenger RNA, 1087 nt
Organism: Durusdinium trenchii
Lineage: Eukaryota; Dinophyceae; Suessiales; Symbiodiniaceae
Source: the annotation of a GenBank genome assembly
ACUAGGAGCAAGAACGCUACUAGGGGCUCCUGGCCUUACUACUAGGAGCAAGAACGCUACUAGGGGCUCCUGGCAUCGCUACUAGGAGCAAGAACGCUACUAGGUGCUCCUGCCACACACGCACACACACACAUUCAAGAUUUGGGGUGUACGAUCUGAAAGCAUGGUAAAGACAUGGAUGUUGACAUGUACAUCCCCUCCGCAUGUUGAUCAUUGCAGGUGGUCAUCAUGCACACUGGAAGCUCAGGUGCAACGAAGAUGUGCCAGAAGCUUUUACAAACCUCGCCCACAAUGAUUCAUGAGAAAGUGACGCCUUCCCAAACAGCCGAUCGCCUUGUGACUGCCAUGGACAAGAAGCUGCAGGUGCCCCCUCUAACCUAUGUCUUGAAACCCUUCACCCAGCAGGGCCUGGUCGACGUGGCAGUGAAUCACGAACUGGAGCUGCAGUUGGGCAGUGAGGCCACCAAGCAUCGGGUGGGUCAUGAUGGCUUGCUGUGGGUGGGCAAACCAUCCUCCAAGCCCAAAGUGAGCGUGAAACGUCCGGCGCACGCUGGCUUGGAUGAAUGGUGGGAGCAAGCCGCCGAGGAACCAGUGGAGUUGCCCUACAGUUUCGAUCCGGAUGCGAUCUACACGCUCACAAUGCCCCUCAAGAAAAAGGAGGUGCAGAUGGACACGAACGCAGGGAAUGCAGUUUGAGAGCAAAGGCCAGGACCUACUUUCCGCGUAAACACCUGACAAAGGCAAGGCAUGGCCAAGCCAGUCUGAGCUGCAAGAGGUGUUUGGUUGUUCAGCAAAAGCCGGAUAUGUUUCACAGAAUGCCAGACUAAAGGAACUUUGGCAUUCUUGACACUGAUCUAUGGGGAAGCUUGACCCGACGUGUAUGGCAAGACGCUUGCGGACAAACGAGGUCCCUUGAGCUGUUUGUAUGCAAAGGAAGGAACUGAGAAGAAACAUGAGGAUAUCCUUACGAAAGCCAGCCGAUAGCCUCGCCCAUGGACGCCCCACAGAAAUCUUUGCUCACUGUUCGGCAAUCGCAGGAUCAUAAUCUUUGCUGUAGACUUCCCUCGAUCUGCUCUUGGCGGCGCGA